UCAUCAUCAUCCUCCUCCUCCUCCUCCUCCUCCUGAUGCUCGCAUCGCUGUGGUGGAGACAGGGCAUCCUCCCAACCCUUCGACACCCAUGACUACCGACUAGGGUCGCUCAUUACCGGACAAACAGAGGGAUAGAAGGACAGUAUUAUGGCGAAGCACCGUAAAGAAAGAGACAGCUGGGGUGAGUGGUCCCUCAGUGACAAACAUGUCUACGACUGGAGCUCAGAGGAGGAGGAACCGGACGGACGAGCCCGGCCCGUGCAGGUGCUGCUGGUCAAAGACGACCACACCUUCGAGCUGGACGAGGCGGCGCUGAGCCGCAUCCUGCUGGCGGAGGAGGUCAGAGAUCGUGAAGUGGUGGCCAUCUCUGUGGCCGGAGCUUUCCGCAAGGGCAAGUCCUUCCUCAUGGACUUCAUGCUGCGUUACAUGUACAACCACGCGUCUGAAGGCUGGCUCGGAGACGCAGACGAGCCUCUGACCGGCUUCUCCUGGAGGGGCGGCUCAGAGAGGGAGACCACUGGGAUCCAGAUCUGGAGCGAGGUCUUCCUCGUGGACAAACCAGACGGAAGAAAGGUGGCUGUAUUGUUAAUGGACACACAGGGAACGUUUGACAGCCAGUCGACGUUGAGAGAUUCAGCCACAGUGUUUGCUCUGAGCACCAUGAUCAGCUCCAUGCAGGUUUACAACAUCUCACAGAAUGUACAAGAGGACGACCUUCAGCACUUGCAGCUCUUCACUGAGUACGGCCGACUAGCGAUGGAGGAGACUUUCCUCAAACCGUUCCAGUCCAUGAUCUUCCUCGUCCGAGACUGGAGCUUUCCAUAUGAGUUUCCCUACGGGCAGGAGGGAGGCAUGAAGUUCCUCGAGAAGAGACUGAAGAUCUCAGAGAACCAGCAUGAGGAGCUGCAGAACGUGCGUAAACACAUCCACUCCUGCUUCACCAACAUCUCCUGCUUCCUGAUGCCUCACCCCGGCCUCAAAGUGGCCACCAACCCACACUUUGAUGGACGAAUUAUAGAGAUCGACGGCGAGUUCAUAAACAACCUGAAGAUUCUGGUCCCGUGGCUUCUCAGCCCUCGUAACAUCGACGUGAAGGAGAUCAACGGCAGCCAUAUCACCUGCAGAGGCCUGCUGGAGUACUUCAAGGCAUACAUCAAAAUUUACCAAGGUGAGGAGCUGCCACAUCCGAAGUCCAUGCUGCAGGCCACAGCAGAGGCGAAUAAUCUGGCAGCAGUCGCAGCCGCAAAGGAUCUGUACAACAAGAAGAUGGAGGAGGUCUGUGGCGGUGACCGGCCCUUCCUGGCCCCCAGCGAGCUGCAGGCCCGACACAGCGUCAUCAGAGAGGAGGCCCUGCAGGUGUUUCGGGGCGUGAAGAAGAUGGGAGGCGAGGAGUUCAGCCGCCGCUACCUGCAGCAGCUGGAGGGAGAAGUCGACGAGGUGUUUGUCCAGUACAUCAAGCACAAUGACUCCAAGAACAUUUUCCACGCGGCCCGGACGCCGGCCACCCUGUUCGUGGUCAUCUUUGUCAUGUAUGUGGCUGCGGGCAUCACAGGCUUUGUGGGCGUGGACGUCAUUGCCAGCUUGUGUAACAUGAUCCUGGGUCUGGCAUUGAUCACUCUCUGCACCUGGGCCUACAUCCGGUACUCCGGGGAAUACCGGGAACUCGGCGCCGUCAUCGACCAGGUGGCUGGUGCACUGUGGGACCAGGGGAGCACAAAUGAGGCUCUCUACAAGCUGUACAAUGUAGCAGCCAAUCACAGGCACCUGUACCACCACGCCUUCCCCGGCGGGCCUCAGGUGGAGGAGGUCGCGGAGGAGCAGGACAAGAAGAGGGACUGAUUAGAUGAGACAGCAGGGACUUCCUGUUGAUGGACAGGAGGAGGAGGAGGAGGAGGAGGGACAUCCUCACCCAUCAGGCACUCUUUUAUUCUGUUAUUGGCUGGUGCUGCCCACCAAUACAUCCUCUACUUUAAACCUAAUAACGGACUGUAUAAUGUUCAUGUAUAGGCAGUGUCAGAGCAUCUGUUUUCAAGCGAUGGAUGUCAUUUAUCAUCGUCUCACUUUUCUGUCUGUGAUCAAACAUCACCUGUACAGAUACUGCAGGUUCUCCUAGAGGAGACCUUCGGCAUAUCCAACCUCCACUCAGUUUGCUGAUUUCACAUCAGACGGGUUCGCUUUUUCUCCAUCGUUUUUCCACCGACGAUAAUUUUUCAAAGUAUAGCCAAAUCUGUGAAACCCCCAUUUGUGACGAUUGUUCCGUUCUUUGAAGUUUAGUGCUGUUUAUAAGAAACAAUAUCUAUGAUCUGCGAUGUUUGAAAGCCAAAAUAUGUACUGUAUGUUAAAUAAUGAAGCGUUACAAGCAUCAUCAGCAUGGUUAAGUGGUUAAUGUCUGUCAUCUUUAAGCUCUAAGACCAGGUAUACUUUAUCAAGUUUUAAAUGGUUGUGACAAAGUGGUAUUGUGCCAUAACAUGUAAAAAAAAAAAAAAAAAUGAUUUCACAUCUACUGGCUACAUGCAGACACUCGAUGGCACAUUUAUUAUACAGUUUGUUGAUUUCUGCAUCAGGGAGUUGCUUUGUGCUGGCAUUUACUUUCACAGACAGACAGAAUAGUUCAAAGUUUACACAACAUAGCUGACAUUUAUCUCUCACUUUGUAGUCUGCUUUGCAGUUUUGUAAUUACGCAGUGAUCCUCUAUAUAUAUGUGCGUUUGGUCUUUUGAGGUUGAGGGGAAAGAGCGUUUUCAUUGUGAUGUAGAGGUGGUGGGCGAAACCAUUGUUGUGUUUCUCCCUGAAUGUUCGAGCAAAUCCGAGGAAUGUAGCUAUUCUGUGGCCACUGAGGAAUCAAAGCUAGUUGUUAUUAGGCGUGGCGACAGGCCUCGCUUUGUGAAAAAAAAAAAAAAGGAUCCUCAUUCCACAUCUCUUUCAUCAUCUUCACACACUUAAGUUGAAUCAUCUGUGAAAAAACUGUUGCACAGUGAAAGAAGCCAGGCCCCGAUUUUUCUUUUUUGUUCCAAAACAGCUUUGUAAACAAACGGCUUGUAUCGGUGACGGCACUUUUUUGGUGUUUUUGGCUUCGUAGACUGUUACCGUACAUUUGUAUAACUGUUGUUAUUGUUUUUAGCUCAUUGAAUAACCCAGAAUCAUUCUGUAAAAGCAUCACAUUCAGCUGCAGCAUUCAGAUGGUUUUUUUUCCUGUCUGCUCACCAACAGUACAGGAACACUGUCAUGCAUAUUUAGCAAGUUUAUACUGAGGUUUGACCUCAAGGGUUGGAAAUUUAAAGGCACUGCAGCAGAAGUGGCUUCUUGAGUCUUCCACAAUGUAUAAUCAACAUCAGUGAGGCCUUCACACACACACACAAAGAACCGACUAAAUCCAGUUUAAGGUUUUGAAAUCCCUUUUCUUUAUGGCCGCGUUGUUCAUUCAUGAGUCAGAAAAGUAGCAUUUGUUUACAUUCUGCUGCAUUUACACAUUGAAGGUUUUAUCUGUUUAAAAAAAGAAGAGAAAAUGUAUCAUAACAUAUUAUUCUUGGAUUUAACAAUUCAUUCCUGAAGACGCCCCCGUGGACACUUAAAUCAUCUCCGGAUAUCGUGGGAGCCUCAGUGUCCUGAAAGGUCAAACGAACAAAGUCAACACUGCUAAGUUUCCGCACACACGCAUUGCAAAGUUUCAGUUACAAGGAAAUAACUAAUAAAGUUGGACCAAAUUAAUGAAAA
Sebastes umbrosus (honeycomb rockfish) is the source of this 3713-nucleotide messenger RNA. It is a transcript of the gene atl1, whose product is annotated as atlastin GTPase 1. The coding region runs from base 148 to 1839 and encodes 563 amino acids. Lineage: Eukaryota; Metazoa; Chordata; Actinopteri; Perciformes; Sebastidae. The record is from RefSeq and is a predicted model, not a curated record. The transcript has 14 exons. Gene Ontology annotation, molecular function: GTP binding; GTPase activity. Gene Ontology annotation, biological process: protein homooligomerization; endoplasmic reticulum organization.